GAUUUGUUCUGCUCCAGGCUGCAGGGCAAGUGGAAGCGAAAGUUCUUCACCAAGCGAAAGUCCGAUUCGUCGCAGAGUCUGGGCCAAGACUCGACUUCCUCCGACGCUGUUGCGCCGCCAGCAUGCCCUGAGAAUCAUGAGCCCCAAACCACUUCAACGCCAGAAGCUGAGCCUGUGCGCUGUGGUGGCUCUUUGCCUUCUUUGCCAACAAGGCCAUCCUUUCCUGUUGAUAUGAACUUGCAUCAGCCUUUGAAUGUGGGACUGAUGGAGGAGCUUUCUUCUGAUAGCGAAGAUCUAGAGCCGCAAGAUGCUGCUCGCCUACCUGUGAUCAACAACGGUGCGAGCCCACCAUGGUCCCAACCUUCUUCAUCGGCCAGCGCAUGUGCAAUGGGAGUGUUUGCACCUCCUGCUUCCUGCUUCAGUCAUUUUGGGAAUCGUGCUGGGAUAGCAGAUGGUCUUCAUCCAUCGGGGCAAAAUCCGAUGGAUGUUGAGGAAGUGGAUUCGAGCAGUGAUCAUGAUGUGGGAGAUGUCUACCUCCCAACUCUUGGGCUGCAGAAUGGUGUAAACUGGCCAAAAAUCGACGUACCUGGUGGCAGUCUGAGUAGUGAUGACGAUGGUGAUGGUGAAGGACUCGCUUCUGCAGGGGUUCCUGCGCCUUUCUGUCCUGAACAACUUCCAGUUGAUGACCUUGCGCUGAUGCUUGAAGAUACCCAAGUCUUUCCUGGCAUUGAAAAGGAGCAGGAGCAGCAAGUUUAUCUUCCUUCGCUUGGCCAUGUGGCAUGGCCCCAGGUGGAUGCUCCCAGACCAGCCGCUGCUGACUUUGUGUCUUGGGAUGACAGGCUCCGCUUGCCCGAGGAAGAAUCACAGCCCUUCGAGGACUCCAUCCCUGACUCGAUUUUGACUCCAAGAAAUCUCCAGUGGAUGCAGGCCAAGGGAUACGCCAUUCCUUCUUCGCUCCAGCAUCUUUUGCCGACACGACGAGAGCCUGAUGAGGAGAGCGAGGCUGGCAGCAUGGUGGGCUCUCCAGGCACAUGCUUGGACAGCAGUUCCGAGAUCGCUUUCGCGGACACACUUGCUGAUGCUGACAUCGUGGGCGACCAUGGCUUGGACACGCCAUCUCAGCUUCAGUGUCUUGAUCGUGAUCAGGCAUUGCUGGAAGCUGAGAAGGUUGCCCUGUCAAUCAACCCUGGUGCAGAUGGCACGCUGCCCAUGAACCCAGAACAAGUCGAGGAAGCUAUUGGCGAAGCUAUUUCUGCUUGCUUGCGCCAAGAGAAGGAACAGAAGGUGCAAAUCUUCGAGGUGGAAGAGUCGCAGACCUUCGUGGUCGAAGAGUCGCAAAUCUUUGGGGUGGAAGAGUCGCAGUGCAUGCAAGAUUCUGAGCCCGUAUGUGCCAUGGAGAACAGCCUCCAUACUCCAGAGCCACGAGAGAAGCUUUCAGACAAAGGCCACGCGCAUUCCAGCGAGAAGAAGCCAAACGAAUCUUCCAAGCGGAAGUUGGCCUUUCACCACAUUCCUCCAGAAUGUCGCAAGCGCCUUCGGCCGCUUGCCUCGGAUCAGGUCGCCGAAGUCAAUGGCAUGAUCACUGAGGCGUACGGUGCAGACUACUUUGGUUCCUCGGAUGGUGGCCCCAAGAUUUCCCAGGAUGUGGCACGUGAGGAUGACCCAAGUGUUUCUUCUGGCCACGGCCAUCAGGCAAAAGGUUCUGAAGAUGACGAUGACAUGGAAUAUGGCAAUGCAGAUGCUGUGGCAGAAGAAGGUGAUGCGGGCGAUGAUGACGCUGGUGUUCCCUGCGAGGCAGGACAGGGUUUGAUAUUCAAGUUGCUCUGCCUCUAUGCCUGUCUUGUGGUUGCUUCUCAACAGGCUGCUUCUGACGACUUCGUCCCGUUGAGAAAUGCAGACCAGCGUAAGCUGCGCGAGUCGGCUAAGCCGAAGAAGAAGAAGAAGGAUUCGGCGCCUAAGGCGGCUGCGAAGGCAGGGCCGAAGGCCAAAGGGAAGGCAAAGGCGAAGUCGAAGGCGACAAAGAACUUGCCAGAGAAGGAGGCCCCAAAGAAGGUGAAGAGCGAACAGCUUGUCAGCAAGGAGGAUCAGGCCCGGACUUUCGUGGCCACCGCGGGGUAUUGCAUUACUCCUUACUGGACCCGUCUCCAAGUUGGCGUGAAGGACAAGAAGCAGCAGAAGCAAGUGUGGACGACCACAAUGGCCACCCCUUUGAGCUUCGAGGGCAAAGUUCGCUUGGGAAAUCUAGUUGUCGAAUUUGCCACGGAGAACCCAGCAGCCAGCAGGGAUGUGCUGUACAAUUUUGCUGAUGCCAAGAUUGCUGAAUGGGCUUUGGAAAAGCGCAAUGCGCGCUUGGGGCUUGAAGCGGACUAG
Messenger RNA from Cladocopium goreaui, 2370 nucleotides. The record is from the annotation of a GenBank genome assembly. NCBI's taxonomy places the organism in Eukaryota, Dinophyceae, Suessiales, Symbiodiniaceae.